CUUUUGUUGGCAACACCAUCUGCGUCGAGUACCCUGCUCUGUUAUUUGUGAAUCAAAAAACUCUUUGGCGCAAAGUAAAUAUAAAUCAAAAGCACGAUUAUUGUUCAACUUUUGAAAGCACGUCAGUUUUGAAAAUGAAAAUUAUGACCCAGAAACGAGCUGCGUUGUUACUGUUCCAACAUUUCAAUCGGAACAAAAUUACAGCAUAUGCUAGUCGUUGCAUAACCAAUACGACUGACGAUAUUUGCACCCAUACAGGACAAAAAUGGGAUUCUGAUGAUUAUAGACUUGCUAGAUUCAUGAAUGCCCCAAAACAUGUUAAUCAAAAUUGGGCAGUUAAAUUAAUUUCAGAAGUACCACCUAAAGAAGUAACUGAAAGAGUUGUUUGGUGUGACGGAGGAAGUGGGCCAGAAGGUCAUCCAAGAGUUUACAUUAACUUGGAUAAACCUGGUGAUCACUCAUGUGGGUAUUGUGGUCUUCGGUUCAUAAAAAAAGAAAGUCAUUAACAAAGUGGAAGAAAAUCCUAAUUUGUUAUUACAAAUUUGUUAGAAAUGAUAAAUAUGGAAUUUGAAAUAAAAUUAUAGUUAACUGAUCAA
Papilio polytes (common Mormon) is the source of this 596-nucleotide messenger RNA. RefSeq names its product probable NADH dehydrogenase [ubiquinone] iron-sulfur protein 6, mitochondrial (gene ND-13A). Lineage: Eukaryota; Metazoa; Arthropoda; Insecta; Lepidoptera; Papilionidae. The record is from RefSeq and is a predicted model, not a curated record. Gene Ontology annotation, biological process: mitochondrial electron transport, NADH to ubiquinone. The coding region runs from base 135 to 506 and encodes 123 amino acids. The transcript is spliced from 3 exons.